Molecule: messenger RNA, 1059 nt
Organism: Saxophila tyrrhenica
Lineage: Eukaryota; Fungi; Ascomycota; Dothideomycetes; Mycosphaerellales; Extremaceae
Exons: 3
Coding region: 1-1059 (352 amino acids)
Source: RefSeq, a predicted model, not a curated record
AUGCUCGGGUGGAACAACACCAUGGCAAAGGCCGAGAAGAACAGGAAAGACAGUCAAGAGUCAGACCAAAAGGAUGCCAGCAAGCAGCCACAAGCGACCAGAUGGCAGAAGAUACACCGCUCAGUCGGCUUCCAGAAGGGAUACAACCUUUUACUGUUCAUCGUCUUUGCGGGCGCAAUGGUCGGAUUCUGCCUCGCCCGACUUGAGUACCUAAACAUCGGCACCUACGCCGACGGAGCAUCUCCGGGAGAAUGGUACUGGUACAAAUCCGGCCACAACCGCGUCGCCAUUAUCCUGCAUCUCGCGACAGUCAUCCCCGCAGGACUUCUGAUGGUCUGGCAAUUCCUCCCCAUCAUCCGCCGGAAGUUCCUGAUCUUCCAUCGCAUCAACGGCUACGUCGUCACGAUCCUGCUCCUCCUCGGUGUGGCGAGCGCUUUCAUGCUUGCUCGAAGGUCCUUCGGCGGUGCACCAGCGACACAGGCAGGCAUUGGCUUCCUUGGAAUCAUAGUGCCUAUUUCGCUCGGGAUGGCGAUCUACAACAUCAAGCGCCUCCAGAUCGAGCAGCACCGUGCGUGGAUGCUGCGCACCAUGUUCUACUGCGGCACGAUCAUUACUCUUCGCCUCAUCAUGAUCAUCGCCGCCCAGAUCCUGCCAUUUGCCAGCAACUACUACAGCGUGAUGCCCUGCGACGCUAUCGCGACCCUCACGAGCCCCGGCCAGUUCCGCAAGAGCUACCCCCAAUGCUUUGUCGAGGAUGGCACUGCCGAUGGUUGGAUUCCCGUUGUUGCGGACUUCUCGCAGGAUGCUGUGACCGUUGGUGCGGCUUUGCAGUUGGGCUUUUCUAUGGGAAUCUGGGUCGCCAUCGCCAUGCACGCAAUCGGCGUAGAGAUCUACCUCAAUCUCACCUCGGCCGAAACCGAGCGACUUCGAAUGGUGUCUUAUGAGAAGCAGUUGGAAGCUGGGUUCAAGCACCCAGGCAGCGCCGGGCUGACUGCGGAUCGAUGGGGUGAUGUGCCGGCGUGGGAGCCAACGCCUAAGAAGGAAGUCGAGGGGCAAUGA